AUGCGUCCGUUCACGACAAUAGACGGUUCUGAUUGGUUCAAAAGUCGAUUUGUGAGGGAAGGAAAGAGACAAAUCGGGGUUCUGGAGAGCUUGAAAGCUAUCGCGACGUCAUCGUGGUUGAAUCUUUUCUACAUCUUCAUCCCAAUCUCAUGGGCCUUCCACUUUACGAACCACCAGAAUGCAGAAGAGCCUGAGGAAAUUUGGCCGUUCACAGUCACAUUUACUAUGUCCCUCAUUGCUCUUGUGCCUCUAGAGAGAUCCCUCGAAUAUGGAGGCGACCAGAUCAGUCUGUAUUGCGGAAAAGAAAUCGGUGACCUGAUCAUCGUUACACUAAACAAUGCAGUUGAAGCGACUCUUGCCAUCAUCCUUCUAGUAAAAUGCGAACUACGCCUUCUCCAAGCAACAAUCAUCGGUGUGGUUCUCCUUCAUCUUCUUUUCGUCCCGGGGAUCGCGUUCAUCAUCGGCGGAGCCAAGCUGAUCUAUCAAUCAUUAAAUCCACACUCGGCUCAGCUCAACCACAUUCUCCUUCUCAUGGGCGUCCUCACAUUGCUUCUCCCAACUGCGCUAUUUACCACGGUGGGAACAGCCUCCGCAAAUAGUACAACCGAUUCCAUCCGGGAAAUAGUUCUUAUGAUCAGCCAUGGUUCAGCCGUCAUACUUCUCGUAGUGUAUGCCUACUCCCGCGUAUUCUUAUAUAACCCCCCAGGCGAUGGAAACGCCUUUCGCCCACUCCCGGAUGCUCCUACUGCGUUUCUCGAAGAAGAACGAGCUUUGCUAAAUGAAGAACCUGAAGUCAACCAAUGGGUAUGCAUUGUUUUUUUGUUGGCUACAAUCGCAAUUAUGGCUCCAACUGCUGAGUGGCUAGUCGAUGGCGUCGAGAUUGUCAGAUCUAGUUCUGAAAUCCAAGAAGAAUGGUUUGGCCUUAUCCUCCUGCCCUUGUCAUCCUUUGCUGCCGAUGCAAUCCUCGCCCUAGGAUACUUCAUCCGAACCACAGUGCAAUAUAUCUUAGGAUGGAAGCGCCCACCGACGCGUGUCGCCAAAGCGCGUUCGAUAGAUGUAGCGAUACAGUUCAACCUCUUUUGGCUCCCAUUCAUCAUAUUACUGGGAUGGUGGUCAAAUCGCCCUAUGACGCUGCUCUUUGAUACGUUCGAGGUAUCCAUCCUCAUUGGCGCCUGUUUCCUUGUCAACUUCGUGACUGCUGAUGCAAAAACGAACUGGGCUGAAGGAGCCACGAUGGUUUCGUUUUAUGUUAUGAUUGCCCUGACUGCAUGGUUUUACACUGGGGACGAAAGGAUCACCGCAAUCCUUAGUUCGGGCCAAUGUUCGGAGUAA
Molecule: messenger RNA, 1332 nt
Organism: Lentinula edodes (shiitake mushroom)
Lineage: Eukaryota; Fungi; Basidiomycota; Agaricomycetes; Agaricales; Omphalotaceae
Exons: 11
Coding region: 1-1332 (443 amino acids)
Biological process (GO): calcium ion transmembrane transport; intracellular calcium ion homeostasis
Cellular component (GO): fungal-type vacuole membrane
Molecular function (GO): calcium:proton antiporter activity
Source: RefSeq, a predicted model, not a curated record